Messenger RNA from Eurypyga helias (sunbittern), 847 nucleotides. It is a transcript of the gene HEY2, whose product is annotated as hes-related family bHLH transcription factor with YRPW motif 2. Gene Ontology annotation, biological process: regulation of transcription by RNA polymerase II; Notch signaling pathway; anterior/posterior pattern specification. The annotation marks the transcript as partial. The transcript has 5 exons. Gene Ontology annotation, cellular component: nucleus. Gene Ontology annotation, molecular function: DNA-binding transcription factor activity, RNA polymerase II-specific; protein dimerization activity; RNA polymerase II cis-regulatory region sequence-specific DNA binding. Lineage: Eukaryota; Metazoa; Chordata; Aves; Eurypygiformes; Eurypygidae. The record is from RefSeq and is a predicted model, not a curated record.
GCAAAGCAAUGGUUCUGUCAUUCGAUCAAACUCCCCAACAACAACAUCUCAGAUUAUGGCCAGAAAGAAAAGAAGAGGGAUUAUAGAGAAAAGGCGCCGUGAUCGUAUAAAUAACAGUUUGUCAGAGCUGAGGCGGCUUGUGCCAACUGCUUUUGAAAAACAAGGAUCUGCCAAAUUAGAAAAAGCGGAAAUACUGCAAAUGACAGUGGAUCAUCUGAAGAUGCUGCAGGCGACGGGAGGUAAAGGUUAUUUUGACGCUCAUUCCCUGGCCAUGGAUUUCAUGAGCAUUGGCUUCCGGGAAUGCUUGACAGAAGUCGCGAGGUACCUGACUUCAGUGGAAGGUCUCGACACGGCCGACCCCCUGCGCGUUAGACUUGUGUCUCACCUGAGCACCUGCGCCUCUCAGAGGGCCAUGCCCUCCUCCAUGGCCCACCACCACCACCCCUUGCACCCUCACCACUGGGCAGCUGCCUUUCACCACCUCCCGGCCGCUUUGCUGCAGCCCAACGGACUCCACGCCUCCGAGGCCACCCCAUGCAGACUCUCCUCGGACAUGCCCCCCCACGGCUCUGCCCUCCUUACGGCCACCUUCGCCCACACCGACGCAGCCCUCAGAGUCCCUUCCGCUGGCAGCGUCGCUCCCUGCGUCCCCCCUCUCUCUACCUCCCUCUUGUCCCUCUCGGCCACCGUUCACGCCGCCGCGGCAGGGGCCCCCGCCGCCGUGGCUGCAGCGACGGCCAUCACCCCUCCCUUGGCAGUAUCAGCCACCGCCAGCCCUCAGCAGGCUGGCAACGGGAGCAGCACUAAACCCUAUCGACCCUGGGGGACUGAAGUUGGAGCCUUUUAA